Molecule: messenger RNA, 1767 nt
Organism: Pyrenophora tritici-repentis Pt-1C-BFP
Lineage: Eukaryota; Fungi; Ascomycota; Dothideomycetes; Pleosporales; Pleosporaceae
Product: PRP38-assoc multi-domain protein
Source: RefSeq, a predicted model, not a curated record
AUGUCUGAGUACAGCUAUGCCCCUCGGCACCGAACCCGGGAGCCCGAGUAUGUGACCGAGACGACGUACAUUGAGCGCGGCGGCCGUGGAGGCGGGGCACGAGAUCUCGUCUACCGCCCCGCAGCACGUGAGGACAGCAUUGAAGAGAUCACCCGCGACUUCCCUCCCGGUGCCGAGUAUAGGCAAACCAAGUACCGCGAAGAGUAUGCGCCUCCCCGCCGCACCCGCUCGGUGAACCGAAGCUACGACGACUCCGACUCCUAUGACCGCCCUCGCCGACGGGACCGCGACCGUUAUGACGACGACUAUUCCUCCGUCUACACUGAGCGCCCCAAGCCAUCCCGCCGCAAGUCCAUUGUCGAGCAAGUCAAGGAUUUCGGCGAGUCAGCAGGCCUAGGAGGAAUCAUCGGCGCAGUCACUGGUCACAACCGUGAUCGCUCUCGCUCCCGCUCUCGCUACCGUCGAGACGACCGUGGAUAUGAUAGCGACAAGUACGGCUAUCAAGACGACCGCCGAAGCCGCUAUGGAUCCAGGUCGCGCAGCCGCAGCCGAGGAGGACGCAAGUCGGAGAAGUGGGAGCAGGCUGCCAAAGCCGCCAUAGUUGCCGGUGCCGUCGAGGCCUUCCGCAGCCGCAAGGAAGCCGGCCCAUGGACUGGUGCCAAGGGCCAGCGUAUCGCCACUGCCGCUCUCGGUGCUGCUGGUAUCGACGGUCUCAUUGACAGGGACCCCGGCAAGCAUGAGAAGCGACACGUCGCUGAAUCCGCCCUGGGUGGUCUUAUGGCUUCGCGCCUAGCCAACGGUUCCCGUUCCCGCUCUCGUGCUCGUGGCCGUGACGAUUCCAGGUCUCGCUCCCGCUCCCGUUCCCGAGCUAGGUCCAGGUCCAGGUCCAUCUUCGGACGCUCUCGUUCCCGUGGACGCUCUCGCUCUGCCUCGGAGGAUGGAGGUAAGGGCGGACUCGCCAAGGUAGCCGGAACCGGAGCUGUCCUCGCAGCAGGCAAGGCCCUUUACGACCGCGUCCGUUCCAAGUCUCGCUCCCGACGCGAGAGGUCCCGCUCUUCUAGUGCCGACAGCUACGUACCAUCUCGCAAGGGCAACCGCCGCUCGUACAGUCGAGGCCGCGGUAUGGACGACCAGUAUUCCGAAGCCCCUUCCAGGACUAACCCAGAUCGCAGACUAGCGGCGCCCGUCGGUGCAGGUGCAGGUGCUUUAGCAGCACGGGGCGGAGGAGAUGAGCGGAGUCGACGGAGCAGUAACACUGAUUCCGAGUCGUCUACUGAUAUGGAGGAAAAGCGCAAGAAGUUACGAGGUAAGGAAUUCCUCACUGCGGGUCUAGCCACUGUGGCCACCAUCCACGCGGCACACGGAGUCUACUCUUCCAUGGUUGCUUCAGAGAAACGGCGCAAGCUUGUUGGCGAGGGCGAAAUGUCACCUGAAGAAGCGCGCAAGCGCAAAUCAAAGAACAUGCUUCAAGACGCCGCUGCUGUGGGUAUCGCUGCCCUUGGUAUCAAGUCGGCCUACUCUGAAUGGAAAGAGAUGAAUGAACAACGUCAUAGUGUGAAAGAGCUUGAGAGUCGCCGCCGCAAGAGGAGAAAGCUCCGUGAACGACGGGAGAAGGAGGCUCGCAUGAAUGCUCUAGGAAACAAUGGACAAGGCGCUAAUCCGUACGCAUAUCCUGUAGCUGCCAACCAGUCUUACCCUACGUCCUAUGCGGAUGCGAAUCCGUACGGUAGCUCGGUGCCUCCGCCACCCAUGGGUGCGAGGUACUAG